Williopsis jadinii is the source of this 1199-nucleotide messenger RNA. RefSeq names its product glucose-6-phosphate isomerase (gene PGI1). Bases 33 to 1172 code for a protein of 379 amino acids. Gene Ontology annotation, biological process: glucose 6-phosphate metabolic process; glycolytic process; gluconeogenesis. NCBI's taxonomy places the organism in Eukaryota, Fungi, Ascomycota, Saccharomycetes, Phaffomycetales, Wickerhamomycetaceae. The record is from RefSeq and is a predicted model, not a curated record. The transcript has a single exon. Gene Ontology annotation, molecular function: glucose-6-phosphate isomerase activity; carbohydrate derivative binding; monosaccharide binding. Gene Ontology annotation, cellular component: cytosol.
UUGGUAUUGGUGGCUCUGACCUGGGUCCAGUCAUGGUUACUGAGGCCUUGAAGCACUAUGCCGGCCCAUUGAAGGUGCACUUUGUCUCAAACAUCGACGGUACUCACAUUGCUGAGGCUUUGAAGCUCUGCAACCCGGAAACUACCCUGUUCCUCAUUGCCUCAAAGACCUUCACCACGGCAGAGACCAUCACCAACGCCAACUCUGCAAAGGCUUGGUUCUUGGAGACCGCUAAGGACAAGGCCCACAUCGCAAAGCACUUUGCUGCCUUGUCUACAAACAAAGCCGAGGUUGAGAAGUUUGGUAUCGAUCCAAAGAACAUGUUUGGCUUUGAGAACUGGGUUGGUGGCCGUUACUCUGUCUGGAGUGCCAUCGGUACCUCUGUUGCCUUGUACAUUGGUUACGAUAACUUUGAAGCCUUCCUUAAAGGUGCAGAGGCUGUUGAUCAGCACUUUACCACAACUCCUCUGGAGGAUAACAUCCCUGUGAUUGGUGGUUUGCUCUCUGUGUGGUACAACAACUUCUACGACGCGCAAACCCACUUGGUUGCUCCAUUCGACCAAUACUUGCACAGAUUCCCAGCUUAUUUGCAGCAGUUGUCUAUGGAGUCCAACGGUAAGAGUGUUACCAGGGCCAACAAGUUCACUGACUACUCCACGGGCUCCAUCUUGUUUGGAGAGCCUGCUACCAACGCUCAGCACUCUUUCUUCCAAUUGGUGCACCAAGGUACCAAGCUCAUCCCAGCUGACUUCAUCCUUGCUGCUCAGUCUCACAACCCAAUUGAGAACAACUUGCACCAGAAGAUGCUCGCCUCCAACUACUUUGCUCAGGCAGAGGCCCUUCUCACUGGUAAGGACGAGGCUCAGGUCAAAGCUGAAGGUGCCACUGGCGGAUUGGUUCCUCACAAGAUCUUCUCUGGUAACAGACCAACAACCUCCAUCUUGGCACAAAAGAUCACCCCAGCUACGUUGGGUGCCUUGAUCGCCUACUACGAGCACGUCACCUUCACCGAGGGUGCGAUCUGGAACAUCAACUCCUUCGACCAAUGGGGUGUCGAGCUUGGUAAGGUGUUGGCCAAGGUGAUUGGUAAGGAGCUGGACAACACCACUCCAGUGGAGACUCACGAUCCAUCAACAAAGGGCUUGAUCAACCAGUUCAAGCAAUGGAUGUGAGGUGUGAUGCUUUGUUAGUUUAGCAAG